Messenger RNA from Lycium barbarum (goji berry), 985 nucleotides. Its product is annotated as zinc finger protein GIS3-like. The coding region runs from base 112 to 747 and encodes 211 amino acids. The transcript has a single exon. Gene Ontology annotation, molecular function: DNA-binding transcription factor activity; transcription cis-regulatory region binding. NCBI's taxonomy places the organism in Eukaryota, Viridiplantae, Streptophyta, Magnoliopsida, Solanales, Solanaceae. Gene Ontology annotation, biological process: gibberellic acid mediated signaling pathway; trichome differentiation; trichome morphogenesis. Gene Ontology annotation, cellular component: nucleus. The record is from RefSeq and is a predicted model, not a curated record.
AGCGAUUUCCUUAAUUAUAACUUCUCCUUUGUUUCCAUAGUCUGUGUUCUUUUCUUGUCUCACUUUCUCCUCUAUUCUCACAAACACACACUUAGUACAAAAAACAAUUACAUGGCUGAACUAGAAUUUCGCGCGAGUACUAACACCAGUGGACGUUUAAAAUUAUUUGGUUUCGACAUGACAAAGGAUCAAGAAGAGGUUGAGUACUCGACAAAAAAUUCUUCGGGGUCAUCAGAAUCCGGUGAUUUUCCGGCUAUCGAUGGCCGGAAAUACGAGUGUCAAUAUUGCUCUAGAGAAUUUGCAAAUUCACAAGCUUUAGGUGGCCAUCAAAAUGCUCACAAAAAAGAAAGGCAACAAUUGAAACGUGCCCAAAUGCAAGCUAGUAGAAAUGCAUACAUGCGUAACCCUAUUAUCUCCGCCUUUACGCCGCCAUCACACCUCCUUCCUCCGCCAGGACACGUGGUGGUUCCGGCAACAUCUCCAUCAUGGGUUUACUUACCGCGACCCAUGACACCCUUCCACGUGUCACAUGGUGGGAGGGGUGUAGGGAACUUUCAGUACACCCGCAGUGUAGGGGAUUCUAGCUUAACAAGUGUUGGGCCUCAACAUGUUAAGGCCCAUAGUGGUAGAGUUGAUGGAAAUAGUGGGCCACCAUUGAGUAGGUUGUCUAGAGCGGAUUUUGGGCCCAAUUUCGAUGAUGCUUUUGGAUUGGAUUUACAUCUAAGCCUUGCUCCAGCUGCGCCGUAGAAAUAACGUUUACUGGCCACUUUUCUGUCCCGACUCGAAAAAAAAAAAUCAAUCAUAAAGUUUCAAAUUUCAAAACGUUUCGGCUUCAUCUUUGCAAAACAAGCCAGAGAUUCAAAAUCCACAGGUGGCUCGCAGGUUGGCUUGGAUAUAAUCUAGAAUAGAAUUAGUUUUCCUAAAUAUAGGAUCUUGUACAUGUUCAAAUUAUUAUUUGAUUUUUCACUCAAAGAAAAAAAAUUCA